AUGCUGGAUUUUUUUAAACGACAAUUUCAACAUCGAAGUUCAUACGAACAAUUUAACUAUGAAGUUAAUAAAAGUUAUAAAAGUAAAUUAGAUCUUAUACGUUUAAGUUCUGUUGUAUGUGGUAUUGAAUUUUGCUAUGCGGCCGAAACAGCUUUCGUUUCACCAAUUUUACUUCAAAUGGGUUUACCCAUUGUCUUCAUGACUUGGGCAUGGUGUUUACCACCCUUAAUUGGUUUCUUUCUUGUACCAGCACUUGGUUCAUUGAGCGAUAAAUGUAAUACACGAUUUGGACGACGACGUCCAUUUAUAUUUCUUUAUUCAAUUGGUAUUUUGAUUGGUCUGUCAUUGGUUGCAAAUGGUCGGCUACUUGGAGAAUGGUUUGGAGAUGUAAAAAACGAAGAUACCGAUGAUAUACAAGUAGGAAAUCAAACCAGCAGGAAGAAUCAAGAAAAUUCAAACCCAUUAUUAUCACAUAAAUAUGGUGCAACAUUAACUGUACUCGGUGUUCUUCUACUCGAUCUUGAUUGUGAUGCAUGUCAAAGUCCUAGUCGAGCUUAUUUACUUGAUGUUACCAAUCCUAGCCAGCAUGCAUUGGGUCUGACAACAUUUACGUUCAUGGCGGGUUUAGGCGGUUGUCUCGGAUAUUUUCUUGGUGGAAUUCCAUGGGAACAUACUUUUUUAAAACGUGUACUGGGUGAUCAUAUUCAUGUUCUAUUUACAUUAGUGUUUAUUAUCUAUGUCAUUUGUAUGAUUUUAACAUUAACAGCAUCAAAAGAGUCAACUGAUAUUACAAAUGUAAUACCAAGUAUCGGUCGAUCAGCAUCACGUCAAUUAUAUGUUUCUUCAGAAAAUGUAACUGGCAAUGCUAAUAAUGAAAAUCCCUACGAAACAUCAACGAACAAUGUCAUGACAGUAUCCUAUUUGGAUUAUAUCCGAUCAAUUAUCUAUAUGCCAUCAUCAUUACGAUGGCUGUGUUUAACGAAUUUUUUCUGUUGGAUGGCAUUAGUUUCAUACUCACUUUAUUUUACUGAUUUUGUUGGACAAGCUGUUUUCGGCGGAAGUCCAACGCUUGAUUUCAAUGAUCCAUUACGAUUAUUGUAUAAUGAUGGUGUUCGAUUUGGUUCAUGGGGCAUGUCAAUCUAUUCGAUAUCGUGCUCGAUUUAUUCAUACAAUAUACAAGCUCUCAACGAUUAUUUUGGUAUUAAACGAGUUUACAUCGGAUCGCAAAUCAUCUACGCUGUCGGAAUGUUGUUAAUGGGAUGCUUAAGACAUCGUAUUGGUGUCAUUGUAUUUUCAGCUGUCGCUGGCAUACUCUAUUCAACAUUAUUUACUAUUCCUUAUCUACUUAUUUCACAAUAUCAUACGUCGAAUCAGUUCGCUCAAUUAAAUGGAUCGAAUACACACGGACAGAUUCGUGGCAUUGGCACAGAUAUCGCUGUUGUCAGUAGUAUGGUCUUUUUGGCACAAUUAUGUUUAUCAUCAACAAUGGGAACAUUAGUUCAUUUUGCUGGUUCAACUGUUAUCGUAACUAUUGUCGCUAGUUUUCUUAGCAUUUGUGGUGCCAUAUCGGCUACACAAGUUCUCUACAUAUAA
Molecule: messenger RNA, 1593 nt
Organism: Rotaria socialis
Lineage: Eukaryota; Metazoa; Rotifera; Eurotatoria; Philodinida; Philodinidae
Source: the annotation of a GenBank genome assembly